Molecule: messenger RNA, 1606 nt
Organism: Botrytis byssoidea
Lineage: Eukaryota; Fungi; Ascomycota; Leotiomycetes; Helotiales; Sclerotiniaceae
Exons: 2
Coding region: 1-1011 (336 amino acids)
Source: RefSeq, a predicted model, not a curated record
AUGGCAUCGAUUGAGAUAUCGACUCAUUUAGAGUCGCGCUCACCAACUUCGGCAGGACAAGAUCUCGUUGUAUCCUCGAGUGAACCUCUCGCAAUUGAUAUUGAUACUUCUCUAAGCAACCCCGCAUCGAUUGAUAUGUCAACUCAAACAGGGUCAAUUGAUGUAUCAAUCCAAACAGAGGUGCGCCUUCCAACUUUGACAGGACAUAAUCUUGUUGCGUCUUCGAGCAAGCCUCCCACAACUGAUACUUCUCUGAGCAACCCCGAAUCUCUUACUUCUUCUGGAGCAGAUGAUUUGAACGCUGAUCCGGUGAUUUCGGCACCACAAGUCACACCUACAAAAUUGGUUCUCCUCCAGGCCCUGUGGGGUUGGUUGAAAGACACAGAAAUAAAAAGUAGCCCGUUAACGCUAGCUAUAACGUCACUUGGUCUUAUCGCCGCAGUAAUAUAUGGAACCUCUACUUGGAUGCAAUCGAGCACUGCUGCCGAAUCUACCGCAAAAGCAAACCGGUUAGCUCUUUGCACGGCAUGUGUAUCAUUUCCAGAUCAACCGAAUAUCGUCAAUUCGUAUUUCUGUAGAGCAAACCGCGAUGCUAGCUUAGAUGCAUUUUCUAAACGCGACGUAGCAGCCAUCAGUCUGCCGGUAUUAUGGGAUAUGGAUGUGCUUGCAGAAGCUCUGGAAAUUGUACAACCUGCCUGGCAAUGUAAAGCUGUGUGUGGACAGGAAAGGGUGCUUCAUCCGCCAGACUUAAAUCUCAUGCUCUCUAUUCCGAUAUCGAAUGGCGAAAUUUGUCACCUCGACUGUCUUGAACCAAUUCAGACGACAACUUUUGAGAAAAAACAUGGCCAAUCAAUGUUCAAUGCAAUAGGUGUUAUCAUGUUAUUCUCUUCAAUUGCACCGAUAUUAUCUAAAAAGUAUCCUAACGUCUACGCCAUCGCCAGUGUCCCUAUACUUGUAACGUAUUUUGUGAUAACCCCGGUCUCGUUGAUAUAUUUCUUUUGUAUAUUAUAGUUCUGAACUGUCUCAUCAAACUAUCACGUCAUCAAUUGCUUGCCGAUUUGUCAGCUUAGGCUUGAAACAGCUCGCCUAGGUCAAGAUAAUAGGCCUCAUUCUUUCAGUCUGCACCGUCUUUACCGUGGCCCGCUCAACAACAAUACUGCACUUCUUCUGGUCACCCAAUUCAUCGGUUCUUAACCUGCAGUGUUCCAUUUGCUGAGUUCAUCUUUGGCUUGUCCAGGGAAGACAGCUCUCUUGUCUCUUUUCUGCAGAAUAAUGUGCAAGUGUCGCCGUGGAUUCAAUGUUUUAAGGAAAUUAUAAGACUACUUAGUGAUAUUCGGCCGCCACGAGUAUAUUUUCUAGCUGAUACGGGUUUGAAUAUGGUUCUACGCAAACAGCCGCGGAACAGAGUCGAAGUAAAGAGAGAGAAAACAGACUAGGGAAGAACUGCAAGCUGAGGGGAGAGUAAAUAGUUUGACUUUCUUUCAACACUUACUUUCUAUGUAAGAGUUAUGGCCCUGGCUUAUCACACACUUAGCGAAAACACACCAAAAACCCUCAUUUUUUCAACUUUUUAAUUAUAUAUUAUUUUGAUAUAUAAAUAGAUUGA